UUCCUUCACGCCCGACAAACGAAGGUUUUCGGUUGCGAUUGAAAAUGGUUUAGAAGUUCGUGGUGAUAUACUCGUAAGUAACGUUUAGACAACAUUUAUUAUGCUGAACCUUUUUAUACUGGACAGUUUUAUUUGUCUAAAGGUCCAGAAAGGGUCCUCUUUUAUUGACCAGUUUUACUACUACAGGAGAGCAUAUUAACCAAGAAAGCACAGAUAAACUGUGGUGUUUGGAAGGGAGAAACCAUAGAUAUCUUAUAUAAACUAGAUAGCGCAUCUCUUUUACUAAAUUGAAGCCAAGAAUAUUCCAGCGGUUACCCCCAUUUGAAUAGAUGGCGGCCAUGUUGGAGUUUCCCACUCGCUAAUAAACGCUUAAAAAACAACAAUAACUUUCAUCAUUUGAAUAGUUUGAAAAUGUAUUUGGAAUAGGUUUAACUUAAUGUUUAAGUUCCAUGUUUAAGAAAUAGAAAACAUACGAAUCUUCUCAUUUCAUGGGAAUAUCCUGAAUCUGCAAUCACGGCUUCAAUUUUUGAAUUGCAAAAUAAUUAGAUGCACUAUCUAGUGUAUAUAAGAUAUCUAUGGGUGAAACUAGAUAUAAACUCAACGGUUUUUGUCGGCGUAGGUAGAAUAGCGAACUCAAGCAAGGCUUAAUCUAGUACGUGAUAAGAAACAGCUUUAAAUUUUACACUUGUAUAAUUAUAAAGAACUACUGUUAUUUUAUUAAGUAAGAACCAUAGAUAUCUUAUAUAUACUAGAUAGCGCAUCUCUUUUAGUAAAACUGAGGCCAAGAAUAUUCCAGCGGUUACCCCCAUUUGAAUAGAUGGCGGCCAUGUUGGUCGUUCCCACUCGCUAAUAAACGCUUAAAAACAGCAAUAACUUUCAUCAUUUGAAUACUUUAAAAAUGUAUUUGGAAUAGGGUUAACUUAAUAUUUAAGUUCCCUGUUUAAGAAAUAGGAAAUAUACGAAUCUUCUCUCAUUUCAUGGGAACGACCUGAGACUGUAAUCACGGCUUCAAUUUUUGAAUUGCAGAAUAAUUAGAGCACUAUCUAGUGUAUAUAAGAUAUCUAUGGUAAGAACCUCAGCAAACUGCAACGAAGAGAGCUAAUAAUAUCAUAUUAAUACAAGAAAAUGAGCAGAAAUGAACAACUAAAAUCCCACGGAAGUUUUAGACGUUGCCGUCGCUCUGUUUACAACGGCAAAAUACAGAUUAUCACGUCUUGUAUACAGCGCUUACAUUUCAAGCUGGGACAACUGCUACUUUCAAUGGACCAUUUGCAUUAUAGACUAAAUUUUGAUCUAGACAAGUCUAGACAACAAUUUCAUCAGAGCUUGAAAGAGCGUCACAAAAUUAGUAAUAUUCCAAAGUUCCGUUGCGAAAUGUUAUAAUAUAGCCUUGCAAAAUUUGCAAUUUUCAGUCAUUUUGUAUUACAAAUGGGAAAUUGAUGCCCCAACACCCGAUUGGGCUGUCAAUUUCCCGUGCGUAAUACAAAAUGACUGAAAAACGGCAAACUUCGCAAGGCUAUAUUAUCCGCAUUUUACAACAUUUCGCAAUGAAACUUUGGAAUAUUACUAAUUUCGUGAUGCUCUUUCAAGCUGUAUUGAAAUUUUUGUCUAGAUCAAAAUUUAGUCUAUAAUGCAAAUGUCCAUUGGGUCCUAGAACUUUUCUCAAUCAAAUCCUGUGUGAACCUUGAUCCUUAAACUGUAUUAUUUUUCACAGAAUAGAUAAUUGAAGACAAUUCCCGUUCCCGUCCUACAUGCUUAGUUAGAGAGUUUGAGCAAGACAACGAAGUCGAACGACGACGGCGUGGUUGACAAUUUUUGCCUGUCUUGCACAUUAUCUUGCGCAUUCUGAGUUUAGGGUCAGGAGUGACGACAGAUUAGAGAUUCAUGUCUUGCUGUUUAUGAAUGCUGACCUAAGUCCUUACCCUGAUCAGGAUAAAACAGCGAGACAUGAAUCCAUAUCCCGUCUUCGUCUUCUGCCUUCGUUCACAACGAAUAUUUUUGCAAAAUUCGUUGUGAACUUCGUUCUGUACGAAGGCAGAAGGACAAAGACGGGAUAUAGUUUCAUGUCUCGCUGGGUUUUUUUGGAUCAGGGCAAGAAUUAUGGUCAGUAUUCAUAAACAGCGACACAUGGGAAGACACGUUGAGCAACCACCAGUGACGUCCAACUCAGUAUGCGCAAGAUAAUGUACAGACGGCAAAAAUUGUCAUGUAUGCCUUCGUCUUCGUACUUCGUUGUCUUGCUCAAACUCUCUAAUUAAAGUGCACCUAACCUCAAUUAUUUUUUAUCAUUUCAUUCUUAAGAACUUCUGAAAUGGUAUAAUAACUUAUUUUGAAGAUUUUCGUUUGCUCACUUUGUUUCUGAGAUAUUUCAGUUUGUUUGGUAUGCAAAUAUCCGGAAUUUACCUCGCAUGAUGACUUAAAGUAAAAGCUUGUAUAUCGUGUUACGUUUGUGUAAGUUUAGAGUUAUGGGAGGAUUACAUAUCAAUGUAAAACACAAUUUAGCCUUUUUAUUUCAUGAUAUUUAACGGUAUACCGUACAUUCUUUCAUCAGUCAUUAUUCAUAUGUGACGUAAAUUCCGGACAUUUGCAUAUCAAUAAAACUGAAAUAACUCAGAGACAAAAUGUGCAAACGAAAAUCUUCAAAAUAAGUUACAAUAUCGUUUCAAAAGUUCUUAGGAAUGAGAUGUUAGAAGAAUUGAGGUUAGGUAAAUUAUUUCAUCAGCAAAAGAAAGUCUUGAGUAGAUGUUCUUAUUUUCAGGUGAAGUGUUCUCAUAAAAGCAUAACAUCAGCGCGGGAAAUUAUAUUUCGAUGUCAGUUCCACACAGGUGCUGUGGAAAAUAAUUUUCUACGUCUUGAGAAGUCACAGUUAGAUGAAGCUCAUAAAGGUGGGUGUGUUGUGAUUAUUGUGGAGGUGAAGUUGGUGGUGGUGGUGGUGAUGAUGACGAUGAUGGUGGAAGUGAUGGUGGUGAUGAUGACGAUGAUGGUGGAAGUGAUGGUGGUGAUGAUGACGAUGAUGGUGGUGGAAGUGAUGGUGGUGAUGAUGUUCGUGGUGGUAGAAGUGAUGAUGGUGAUCAUGUUGGUGGAAGUGAUGGUG
Molecule: messenger RNA, 3094 nt
Organism: Paramuricea clavata
Lineage: Eukaryota; Metazoa; Cnidaria; Anthozoa; Malacalcyonacea; Plexauridae
Source: the annotation of a GenBank genome assembly